AUGUCUUAUCUAGCCGAUCAUGACGCUCCUGUCACUAUGCUGUCUGUGAAGGAGAAAUUCUUUCCGCAGCUAAGUGACAAAGAGGCUCUUUAUGCGCAUUUCAUGUCGAAGGCCUCGCAUGCCGGUACAAGAGUGGUUCUGAGACAGGUCUCUAGCGAGAGUGAGCCUAUCUUCGACCUAGUAAUGACUAUCCAUCAGAAACUGGGAGGCAGCUAUGAUGGAAUUGAGCUGGCUCCAAACGAAAUACAGUUUUACCUCGAGUAUGUGUCUCAGUUCUUGACCAACCUGGGUAACUUCAAGUCCUUCGGUGACGUUAAAUUCAUCCCCCGUUGUAGAAUCGAAUCUUUCAAGAGCAUUGUACAAGCUGCAUCCAUUGACUUGGGACAACAUUUGCGCACCGUUUGUGGUAACCAAUAUAGCCAUGUCUCUUUGCCUUACACUAGCGUGAAUGACCUCAUCGAGCAAGGGAUCUAUUACGUUGACGACAAAGUUUCUCUUCUGGGAUAUACAGCAGAUGGCUACACAUCUUCUUAUUACAUGGGUCAAGGCAUAAGCCUCGAGGAUAUGAAGUUGCUGAAGGAGGAAUUAUUCGGAAAAUACAACAUCUUGCCCGAAAAUACAAGAAUCUACAAGAGAGCAAACGAUGAGUUUUAUAUAUUUGUUGCGUCUGGAGCAGUCGAAAACGAACUAGAACAAUACCCCAAGGGCGUCAUUACCCUAAGCAAUGGAACUAAAGUAAGCUUUAAGUUCGGUGACCACACAAGAGAAAUGCAGUUGAUCAGCAAGUACUUGGCAGAGGCCAAAAAAUACGCAGCCAAUGAAUACCAGAUUAAGAUGCUGGAUGAAUACAUUCGUCAUUUUGAGACAGGCUCCUCUCAUGCUCAUAAGGAGGCACAGAAGUACUGGGUUAAGGAUAUUUCGCCCGUUGUUGAAACUAACAUAGGCUUCAUUGAAACUUAUAGAGAACCAUCGGGUAUCAUCGGAGAGUAUGAAUCCCUAGUAGCAAUUCAGAAUAAGGAAAGAACCAAGAAAUUUGGCGCAAUGGUCUCAAGAGCAGAGGAAUUUAUUUCUGAACUGCCAUGGUCAGCAGAUUUCGAAAAACCAAAAUUUAAUCCACCUGAUUUCACUUCAUUAGAGGUUUUAACUUUUACUGGCUCCGGUAUACCGGCUGGUAUUAACAUUCCAAAUUAUGACGACGUAAGAUUGAACAUUGGUUUCAAGAAUGUCUCUUUAGGUAAUAUCUUAAGUGCCUCCGCUAAGGCGUCAGCAAAACAUCCACCAACUUUUAUUAAAUCUGAAGACCGUGGUAUAUUUGAGAAAUACCAAAGCGAUUCAUUUGAAGUUCAAGUAGGUAUCCAUGAACUAUUAGGCCAUGGUUCCGGAAAGUUGCUGUGCCAGAUAGAAGAUGGAUUCAAUUUUGAUAUUGAAAAUCCACCAACUGGCCUAGAUGGUAAACCAGUAAGCACAUAUUAUAAACUGGGUGAAACAUGGGGUUCUAAAUUUGGCCAACUUGCCGGUGCAUUUGAAGAAUGCCGUGCAGAGGUUAUUGCCAUGUAUCUGAUUACAAAUAGAGAAUUAUUGUCAAUUUUUGGAUUUACUGAAAAGACAGACCAAGAUUCUAUCAUUUAUGCUGGUUACUUACAAAUGGCUCGUGCUGGUUUAAUGGCGUUGGAAUUCUGGGAUCCAAAAACUAGAAAAUGGGGUCAGCCUCAUAUGCAAGCAAGAUUCUCAAUAAUGAAAACUUUCUUAAAACAUUCUUCUGACCCAAACUUCCUGAGAAUUAACUUUGAUGAAACUAAACCAAACGACCUUCAUAUCGAUUUGAACCCAGACUUGAUCGAAAGUGUAGGCCACGCAUGUGUCAAAGAUUAUCUUCAUCAUUUACACAUCUAUAAAUGCUCAGGUGAUGUCGAACAAGGUAGCGCUUACUUUAUUGACAGAUCGACUGUAACUGAAGAUUUGGCUAAGAUGAGAGAUACCGUUAUAUCAAAGAGAUUGCCAAGACGCCAAUUCAUCCAGGCAAACUCGGAGAUAGUCGACGGUAAAGUACUGCUCCAUGAAUAUGAAGAAACUGCCAUCGGUAUGAUUCAGUCAUUUGCUGAAAGGGAGUUCUAG
Nakaseomyces glabratus is the source of this 2115-nucleotide messenger RNA. RefSeq names its product dipeptidyl-peptidase III. NCBI's taxonomy places the organism in Eukaryota, Fungi, Ascomycota, Saccharomycetes, Saccharomycetales, Saccharomycetaceae. The record is from RefSeq and is a predicted model, not a curated record. Gene Ontology annotation, cellular component: cytoplasm. Gene Ontology annotation, molecular function: dipeptidyl-peptidase activity; metalloexopeptidase activity. Gene Ontology annotation, biological process: proteolysis.